This is a messenger RNA of Cercopithifilaria johnstoni, 726 nucleotides long. Lineage: Eukaryota; Metazoa; Nematoda; Chromadorea; Rhabditida; Onchocercidae. The record is from the annotation of a GenBank genome assembly.
AUGGUCGGCGCUAUAAGUCUUAAGUGUCUGUCACGUUCAUCUCGCUUGUUUUUUGAUUUGGUUGAAGUGAUAGAGGUGAGUGACGGUGUUUCUUUCAUCUGCUUGGAGGAAUCUAUCUGUUCGGGAGGAAAAAUGGCUGUUUCGCGUGCUGCUUCACGGUUGUCUCCUUUGAAUUCGGUGCUACUUAUUUGUGAUAUGCAAGAGAAGUUCAGAUGCAGUAUCAAAUAUUUUAAGGAAAUUGUUCAAAUCAGCAAGCGCCUUAUUGUCGCUGCAAAACUUCUUGAUAUGGAAGUUAUUGCCACUGAACAGUAUCCAAAAGGGCUUGGGCAUACAGUAUCAGAAUUGGAGCUAAACAAAUAUAAUAUACCAAUUUUUGAGAAGAAAAGAUUCAGCAUGUGUAUUCCAUCUGUAACGGGAAUGCUUGAAUCAUCUCAGUCUGUGAUAUUAUGUGGCAUUGAAACGCAUGUAUGUGUUUUGCACACAGCGCUUGAUAUGCUCGAAAAAGGAAUUGCUGUGCAUGUAGUUGCCGAUGCUGUUUCAUCGCGCUCACAGACCGAUAGAAUGUUUGGCUUGCGACAAAUGGAAGUUGCUGGCGCUGUUUUGACGACCAGCGAAUGUGCAAUUCUCGGUUUGUUAGGAGGCGCAGACCAUCCGAAGUUCCGUGAAGUACAGAGAAUCAUCAUGGAGCUUGCACCGGACACUGGUCUACUUCAAUACCCAUUAUGA